CAUCUGCACCCGCUCUACGGCCAGGUUGUGCCACAGGUCAUUCGCCAGAGGACAGACAACGCGCAGCAGAAGCACAGCGCUGCUCCGCCGCUCUUUCGCAACACACCGAGACCCGCUCCCGAGCUCUUCGCUCCUUUCGAGUGCGCUCGACCAGAAGCGUGCCAGGGCGGGGCGCGAUGACUCCAUGGGCCCGUUUCGUCUCGGUCUCGUUCCUCCAACACCGAACGACCAGGGCGAGGUGAAGAAAUGGUCCGAGCUGAGCAUGAGCGGGAAAGUCGGCCGCGCGACGGCCAGGACCACCAACCUGUUCGUCAUCCUCUUCGGGGCGGGCUUUUCGGCCAUGCUUGUCUACGCCCUGACCUCAGAGCUAUUCUCGAAGAACUCGUCGACAGUUCUGUACGGCCAGGCGUGCGAGCUGAUCAAGUCUUCGGACAAGGUUAGCCAAUACCUGCGAGGGCCGUUCGUGUUCCAUAAUAACCCGCCGUCCGCCGUGCGGCCGCGACAUCGCAACGAUCGCGUCGCGUCCCAGAUAGCCCGAGACUCGUCAGGACGCGAGCACAUGCUGCUCAACUUUUUCGUGCAGGGACAGCCGCACAACGCGGCGACGAUACCACCCGACCAGUCGGCAUUCCAAGCGGCCGUCGAGCGGGCGAAAAACUCGGCCUCUGCGCUGUCGGACAUGUCGGCGGACGAGCUCGUGGAGUCGACGAAGAGCUACGCGUCCGACAAGUGGGAAUCCUGCAAAAGGCUGUUCAGGUUCCUCAGUGGUGACCCGCUGCCGUCCUCGCCGUCGCCACCGAUGCCGCAAAAGCCGGUCGGCGGCUGGAAGCAGGGUCUGACGGGACUCUUUGCCGGUCUGCGACCUAGCAGUCCAGAGUCCGCUGGCACGACGGCAAGUACACCGGAAGAAGGUUUUGUAGAUGGCGAGGUGCAUGCUGACUUGGCCAUGAACGACCACGGUCAGUUUGAGUUCCGGUACCUAAGGGUGGAUAUUCCGGAUUCAUCAGCACCUCGGCCGAUACGAGUGUUCGUUAUUGGCGGUGGGCCCAACAGCGGCGGACGGCGGAAAUAGCGUCCAGAUCGCACAAAGCCUAUAGCUUCCUCCGUGUAAAAAUAGCUCGCUUUCGUUGCACAUCUGCCCAUGCUAUCGUUCUUCCGCUCGAUGUCGAUCACGGGGACAUUUUAAUAUUGUAUUAAUACGCGGUACAUGUACACAUCCGCCGUAGUCCGAUGCACGAGCGCAUGUCCAUGCGAGACAUUCUUAGUCACCG
This is a messenger RNA of Phanerochaete carnosa HHB-10118-sp, 1271 nucleotides long. RefSeq lists its product as uncharacterized. The transcript is spliced from 6 exons. Gene Ontology annotation, biological process: protein import into mitochondrial matrix. The coding region runs from base 185 to 1072 and encodes 295 amino acids. NCBI's taxonomy places the organism in Eukaryota, Fungi, Basidiomycota, Agaricomycetes, Polyporales, Phanerochaetaceae. The record is from RefSeq and is a predicted model, not a curated record. Gene Ontology annotation, cellular component: TIM23 mitochondrial import inner membrane translocase complex.